Amoebophrya sp. A25 is the source of this 2292-nucleotide messenger RNA. The record is from the annotation of a GenBank genome assembly. NCBI's taxonomy places the organism in Eukaryota, Dinophyceae, Syndiniales, Amoebophryaceae.
GUGUGAUCUGCCUUGAAUCUGCCAAGAUCGAGGCUUAUGUUCAGGAAAACCUUAGACUGAAUCAACAGUCAGAAUGAAGCUCUUGCGUGAGCCGUAUGGCUGCUUUAGGUGGGUCUUGCUUGUCGUCGCACUUGCCGCUGAAGUGGCUUUAGGUUUAGCUGGAAGCGAAACGGGCUUCGUGUCUGGGUUGUUUUCCUCCUUAUCCGGCUAUCUGCAAGAAGCGACGAAAGGAGCAGGGAAAAGUGCCUCCACCAGUGCCACGACCACACGAAGAAGUACAACAUCAAGCUCUAAUCCUGUUCCUGCUCAAUACAAGCAAGUGAUUGAGCCACAGAGGAAUACGAAUACCACCACAAAAUCAGUCACAAUAGAUCACGCUUCAGGUGGUGGUCAAGGACUUUCUUUAAGUAAUCCGGAGGAUGAUUCACCUGGCGAAAAGAAGAACAAUCGAGCAGUUCAAGCUGAGGCAGAGGAUCCCCCACUGCUGCUGGACGACGCCAGAACGCCUAUGGAAAUUUCCAUGACAACGAGAAGAUCAUUCUCACGACCUUCUCUAUCACGUGGCGACGAACUAGUAGCGAUUCCGACAUCAGCGCACAUGAGUAACAUCAUGGAAGAACACGAAGUUGAAGAGGACGAUUAUUGUGGAGAUGAUGCGGCAUGUCGCCGUUAUGGGAAAAGUGACUGUAAAGAUUGGAAGAAAGGCACAAAGAACAUGAUGAAGGCUUCGUGUUUUUAUUGUCCUAUAGUACAUAGUUCGACGUACAAAAAUGCCUGUCAGACCACGCCUCUACGGUCACCAUGAACGGCGAUAACAGGGACAAUAGCAUGCAUACAAAAAAGCCUGCGCUUCGUCUCUAAUCCUUCCGCCGCGCCCUCUCUCGUACCGCAUUCCGAACCCAGCAGCCUGACCACCUAUCGCUAACUGCUGAACAGUCCGCUUUUGCCUACGACAAGAUGUACGAGUGGAACGGCAUUUUCAUGAAACAGCGCUUUCUGGGCAUGAAGAUACAGCAACAUCCUUUGUUAUGGCUCGGUCGUGUUGAGAUGUACUACAACAAGUGAGAUUUUUACAACAACGUCUGGGUCCACUGGAGACUAGAUCUUCAUCUAGAAGGACUUGCGAUAAAAAUGAAAACUGUAAUAUCAUUCUAGAACUAGAUAAUUACAGGAAGCUUUUCUUGUUGUACUGCUCCCUGUUUUCUCUAAUCUCAGAUGCCUGGAUCUUACAAGAGCUUCUUUGGGACACAAGACCAGACCUCAUUAUCGAGACUGGAACCUACAAUGGUGGAUCGGCUUUGUAUUACGCAUCGUUGCUGGACAUGAUACAGAGAUGGGGUUGGGGCGAAGAAGGAGAUGAAGAAGAAUCAGAUGAAGAUGUUGGAGAUGCAGGAAGAAAGGGAAAAUGUUGGAGCUCGAGUAGUGCCAGUGCAGUCUCUCAAAUCCUCACCAUCGAUCCACGACAUCCAGAAGACCUGGAGAUAUCUCGAGACAGCGCUUUGUCGCAAAAAGUAACCAAACAUCCUCUGUGGAAAAGGCAUGUGACUUUUAUGCAGGGAUCUUCGAUUGAGCCUGGGGUAGUGGCGAAAGUGAGAGCGUUCGUCGAGGAGUUUAGACGGAAAUUCGAAGGAAAACGCAGAACGCGACCACCUAGAAUCAUGGUUGUCCUGGACAGCGAUCAUGAAGCCCCUCAUGUUUGGAAGGAGAUGCAGGCUUAUUGGGAUUUGGUGUCUGUUGGCCAAUAUUUGAUCGUCCAAGACACGCAUUUAGACUUUCUCUACGAGGGCACGUGGCGACACGACGGCCGACAGUGGCUCGGACCAGCUAGGGCAGUAAGCCUGUUCUUCGACCACAUACAAACGCGGAAUGCCAGUAGGCACUUUGUUGUGGACAAAAGUAGGGAAUAUUUAGUGUUGUCGCAGCAUAGAGGGGGUUAUUUGUGGAGGAAGAAAUGACGAUGUAGACAUGUUAAUUUUGUUAUCGAUGUUGAAGUGCUACAAACAAAUAGAAUACAACUGUCGCUUGGAAGAUCAUUCCAGCGCUUGUAAUCGCAUGAAGAAUUAUGCUACGCAACUCGGAUAUGCUCACAGUCCGUGUGCUGCUGUCUUCGUAUCCGACACUUCUGUUUUGGGGAGCAGGAAUAAGGAACAUGAAAAACUCUUGAGAGGCUCGAGCUAUAUUUCUAUCUUUCGUGAUGAAAAGCUAGCCACAUUAAACUCCAGUCCACGAGGCUUUUAGGACCAUUCGAGGCGCACAAUCACUUUUUACUGAAAGGAAAUGAAAAUACUAGGG